UCCGGUGCUGAACCAACGUCGCUUAUAACGGGUUGCUUUGCUCUUUUCUUGUUAAUACUUCAGCUUGGGCGAGCUGGUGGUUCAUGCUCUUUUUUCUUGCAGCGGAGCCCGCAAAAUAGGCUAGUCGACUGUGAAUAUGGACUCACUAUAUGAGGGUUGGAUAUUCACCAUAACUGUUGUAUAGUUACUUGCGAUAUAUUGAAUUGUGAUCUCCCAAGUGUAGUUCCCAGAAACUUAAGCAUCUUUUGUUAGAACCUACCUCCAUUAUUGUGGUAAUGAGGACCGAAACAGAAAUUAAGAAGCAAGGAGACCUUUACGCCGGCAUUCCUUAUAGUUGUUCCUCUUCGAAUCUCAUCAGCUUUCUCGGCGACUCAUCACCAGAAUUCUACGCUUCACCGAAGCAUCUGCAGUGUUCGUCUAGUUAUCCCCAGGCAAAGCCUAAGUUUAAGCAACAUGGGCCUGACAGCAUCCACAGCUGGCUAACUGCGGCAGCUUGUGCGUUGUCCACCUUAUUCGCCUUGGCUCCGCUGAGAAGCUCUGGAUUUCUCUAUGUGACCAUUAUGAACGAAUUCAACGUGAGCCGACAGGAGGCAUCUUGGACAAUCAUGAUCUUGGGAGGUGCAAGAUUUCUGUCAGGAUUGCUGGCGGGCUUCCUUGGAGACGCCUUUACUACCAGACCCCUGAUUAUCUUUGGGAGCAUCGUGUCCGCCUUGGGUGUAGCGCUGUGUGUUUUUGUCAAAAGCAUUUGGGUGCUACACUUGACUCUGGGCUUGAUACAUGGAUUUGGCAGUGGAAUCGUCUAUUCAAUGAACCCGAUUGUCAUAAGUGAACACUUCAUUAAACACAAGGCGUUUGCUAUGGGCAUCAACUACGCCGGUUCCACUCUUGGCACCUUUGUCUUCCCCAAACUUUUAGAGUACGUCGUGGGAUUAUACGGCUUUCGUUAUGCCAUGCUCAUUUUUGGCGGCAUACUGUUUAACUCCGUGGCAUUCAGCUUGUUUCUACGUCAACCAUUCUGGCUAAAUAAACGCGCCACAGUGAGCAACACCUCUGAAAUAUGUGAGCUAGGAUUUCAAGGGCCGACUGAACCCUUCAUCAUCUCGGGAUCCAUAACAGGCCAAGUUACAAGCCACAACGACAAGCCUAACUUAAUUUAUAGAGGUCUGAAUAUCGCCCGCUUGCCCAUGUUCUACGUAGUUACUUUUUCCUUCAUCUCGUUCGGUCUGGGUUACGAUUGCUACAAUUCCCUUCUCGUCGACUUCGCCAUUGACAAGGGGAUAGCCAAAAGCAAAGCCGUCGGAAUGACAUCUUUGUGCUCUGUGGCCGACCUAGCGGGAAGGUUGAUCCUGCCCGCGUUGACGGACAGGAAUCUCGUCAAGAGAAGCACACUGAUGAUUCUAUUGCUUUCCCUCGUUGGGGUAUUAUACAUCAUGCUGCCUUACGUCAGCGAAUGCGGCUAUAUUUUCACACUGACUCUCGGACUAGCGGCUUUGCUCGGCUGUGGUGUAGUGCUCUUUCCAGUACUUCUUGGAGAGUAUGUUGGUCUCGAGAGUAUAGCCAUGGCAACAGGGUUGAUGACCUCACUCUCAGCAGUCUUCUCAUUUACCAAGCCCUCAAUUAUUGGUUACUUCCGUGACACCCUUGGCGCUUAUAACCUUCUUUUUGUGGCCUGCGGUUGUGUUACUAUUUUGGCGUCAUCGACAUGGGUGGUUGCAGAAUAUGCAAGACAGAAGACCGUAAAGAACAAAUGGACUAUCGACCAAACGCAAACUACAACCAACAUUUUGGUGGGGACAUAUUCGCUCAUCCCUUGAUUAUACACCUCGUUUACAAGGAAUGUCUACGGGAUAAACCCUUAAGAAACAUACUGUUAAGUGCCCACUUGCUUACUUAAAAAUAAAGUUUAACCAGCGCGGGGAAUAAUUUAUUUUAUUUAUUGUCAUCGUAAAAAAAAGUUUAAUAAAAUAUUCUAAAAACGUUCUU
Ixodes scapularis (black-legged tick) is the source of this 1983-nucleotide messenger RNA. RefSeq names its product monocarboxylate transporter 12. Gene Ontology annotation, biological process: transmembrane transport. Gene Ontology annotation, molecular function: monocarboxylic acid transmembrane transporter activity. NCBI's taxonomy places the organism in Eukaryota, Metazoa, Arthropoda, Arachnida, Ixodida, Ixodidae. The record is from RefSeq and is a predicted model, not a curated record. The transcript has 5 exons. Bases 276 to 1814 code for a protein of 512 amino acids.